This is a messenger RNA of Benincasa hispida (wax gourd), 1222 nucleotides long. RefSeq lists its product as uncharacterized. Lineage: Eukaryota; Viridiplantae; Streptophyta; Magnoliopsida; Cucurbitales; Cucurbitaceae. The record is from RefSeq and is a predicted model, not a curated record.
UAAUUUAAAAAGGUCACCAUUGCAAAUUCCAUUUAGUUAAUUUUUUUUUAAAAAAAAAAAAAAAAAAAUAGAAGAGCUAUGUCAUGUACUGUCUCCGCAAAGGCCCGAGAGUCCGAGACACUUCCAGAGACAAUUCGGAAGCAAAAUCCGCAACACACUCCCUCGCCAUCACUAUACAAACAAACAAAUGAAAAUACCCAUUUGGAGGAGCUUGAGAUUUCAAUGGAGAAGACAGCCCAGAAACUCAGAACCAUCCAUUUAUUUUGCCCUUCACUCUCCACCAUUGCUCCGUUCCUCGCUUCUGACGACCACGGCGUCGAUAUCGGCUCCAUAGCCGCCAUUUUCGGCCUCGACCCUUCAUCGCUGAAGCUCAAUGGCCACUUCCUCAGCCGCGGCCUCGAUCUCGUCUCCUGUGUUACUUGGAACUCGCUUCUCUCUUUCUUUUCUACUAAACGCCUCCCAAUUGGGAGCUCCGACAACGAUGCUCUCCUUGUUGAUGGAAAGCUCUCUAAACUUGGCGUCAAGAGAGCUCAUGGGCAUCAGGAAAUUGUGAGUGGAGAUUGUUGCAAGGCUGAUGAAGAAGAUGACAACGUUAAUGUAAGGAUAAAACCAGAAAGCAACUUGGUCAAGAACAAAAAGAUGAAGUAUAUGGACUUAGGAAGCAAACAUAUGGACUCUCCAGCAUCCAAAUUUGCUCCCAAUGGUUACAAAAGAAAACAAAACAUGGAAGAAGUCAUCUUACUCAAGAAAUUGAAGUUAAACGAAACCAAAUCGGGUUUUGACGAAUUAUCAGAUGGAGGAGUAAGCGAUGCAGCCAAUGUUGCCCAAUGGAUGGCAUAUUCGUGUAGCUUCAAUAGUAAUAUGAAAAGGAUGAGAGAAGAAGAAACACUUGUUUCUGCUUUAUGUAAGAGAAGUAGAUGAACAGAUGGUUUCCUCAAGUCACUGCAUCCUAUUUCUCAACUUUUUCUUCUUUUGAUCGUUGAGGUUUGUAAAUAUGAAGAAGAUGUUUUCUGUGUUCCAUGGUGAUUCUCAAUAUGUAAAUCCAUCGGUUGAUAUAGAAUUGUAGUUUUGUUCACCAUCUUAGUCCAGUUUUUCCUUCUAAGGUAAAUUUAAGGUCAUAUAGAAAAUCUGAUGAAAUGAAGAUUUCACAUCGUUGCCAAAUAUUUUGUUCAUGCCAAAAAACAAAGGAUGAUUCUAAUUGAUUUCUUCAUAGAAUUUUGUC